Molecule: messenger RNA, 1193 nt
Organism: Pieris brassicae (large cabbage white)
Lineage: Eukaryota; Metazoa; Arthropoda; Insecta; Lepidoptera; Pieridae
Exons: 5
Coding region: 100-975 (291 amino acids)
Source: RefSeq, a predicted model, not a curated record
UUGUCAUUUAAAAAUCGCAGACAGCAGAGUAUUCGAAUGCCAAUUAAAAAAUUUUUCUAAAUUUAGUUAGUGCUAAAUCACUUUUUGUUAUUACUGCUUAUGGAGUUUACGGAUUUGAAUGAGGAAUCAUGUAAGAAAUCACGUCGGGUCCGGUCGUGGUAUCUCUACGAACAAUUUAAAUCACUCGAAAAAAGUCAACUGGAUGCCGCUCGAAAGCUCAAAGAUAGACCAUACCAAGAGAGAGUUCUUCACAAAGAGUUGAAUGAGCGACGAUCAAGAAGAAGAUUGUGCGACCAGUUUGGAUUAUGUCAAAGCGAGACCGGAUUAGGCCGAAAUGGAGAGCCAUCAAAAACCCUUCUCAGUACCAGUACAGGCGAUUUCUAUGAGAGUUUCUGUAAGUUGCACAAUGAUGAAGGCGAUAUAUAUAGUUGUGAUGAUUCUCAGUCGAGUAAAACGUAUCAAGAAUGUAGAGUUACUUACAAUGAUGACUUGAGCCACGUAGAAAGCGUCGCUAGCGUUAUACAAAACUUUAGCUAUGACGAUAAUUUAACUGAUAACGUCAAGGAAGACCUACAAAGUGUUCAAAGAAAUAUUAAUAUAGCAGAAGAUAUUAAUCUACAGCUCGAGGCAGUUAAAGAAAAUUUGGAAUGUAUUGAAAAAUAUACUAAAAUGUGCGAGGAAGGCCAAAUAUCUGAAGGCGAAAGCUUUGAUUCUGUUGUAACCCGUGAAAAGAAAAACCUGGCAGAAAGACGACUUAAGACAAAAAAUAAAAGCGAAGUUGAUUUUUUUUUGUCAUUUUGGCCCAAACUAGUUCAAUUUUCAUAUAGAACAAUGCAAUUGAAUUGUGGUAAUUGUUAUAGCGACUAUAGCACACAGCUUUUGGUUGCCAUUCUAGCGUGUGACAUGCUUCGUCGCGGAUUAAACAAAAUGUUAUGUUUUACAGCCAUUCAUUUCACCGGUAAAGUUCUCGCCUAGUGAGCCGAAAAUUGAUGCAAAAACUUAUAAAAAUGUAAAAUAUAGAAACGCUAAAAUACGGAAACCAUUUAUUAAGUACUUACCCCUACAUUGUUAUCAAAAGAACGGCAAAAGAAAUCAUUCUGAAGGUACUAACUGUAGGCAUAAUAUUCACGACAAAUCACGGGGCCAAAGCGAACCAAGGGGACGAAGAGAAUGGCGUAGUCUUGCCCGAUUAA